GAGAGGGGCUGUUUAUCUACACUUUGGUGAACUGUCACGUCAGCUUCGUCCACAACUGUUUCUUUUCUUUUCUCUCUCCUCCAAAACAACGGAAUGGUGUGAAUGUGCAGCCGAGAGGACGACUCUGAUAUCCGCAUCUACCAGAGCGCCUUCAAACUUCUACCAAGUUUACUCACAUUUUCGGGAGACUCUGCAUGCUGGAGCUUGAAGCUGACUUCCUGUAGGCCGCUUCACAGAGAGGGAAAUCCUUGUGGAAAGCAGGAGAAAGGCCUGUUCACCUACCUUCCUCACACUGGAAGCUGCAGGAUAAUAACAAAAUGGCUAGAAGAUCCCCCAUUCCCGUGUUACUUCUUGCAAUAUGUUGCCUGGCAUCUGCAGGGCCUUUGUUUCGCAGCCCAUGUGAGCUGCUGCCGGUGGGGAUGGGACACCCGGUGCAGGCCUCGUUGAAAAGCUUCACCGCCCUAUCAGGCUGUGCAAGCAGGGGCACCGCCAGCCUCCCUCAGGAGGUCCACAUCAUCAACCUGAGAGGACAUGCUCCAGAGGGACCAGACAACACCCCGGCAGAAGUUGAGUUGCAUCUGAAGCCCAUCCAGUCUCUGCUGCGCCACCAGAAGCCCCUGGUCUUUGUGCUUAACUCCCCCCAACCACUGAUCUGGGAGAUCAAGACAGAGAACCUGGCCCUGGGCAUCAAACGUACCUUUCAUGUAUCAGAGGGCUCAGAGGUCCACUUUCAGCCGGGAAACUUCUCCCUUUCCUGCCAGAUCCAGAAGGAGACCUUUCCCCACGGCAAUGAGCACCUCCUCAGCUGGGCCCAGAAGAAGUACAGGGCAGUCACCUCUUUCUCUGAGCUCAGGAUGACUCAAGACAUCUACAUCAAAGUCGGAGAAGAUCCAGUGUUUUCUGACACCUGCAAGAUUGAUACCAAGUUCCUGUCUCUGAACUACCUGGGCGGUUACGUGGAGCCACAGACAUCAAAGGGUUGUGUCCUGUCAGGACCUGACAAAGACCAAGAGGUGCACAUCAUUGAGCUCCAGGCCCCAAACUCCAGCAGUGCUUUCCAGGUGGACGUCAUCGUGGAUCUACGGCCUCUGGAGGACGAUGCCCCCCUGCAUCGCGACGUUGUCUUGCUGCUCAAGUGCGCUAAGUCUGUCAACUGGGUCAUCAAGGCCCACCGUGUGAUUGGCAAGCUGGAAGUAGUGGCCUCUGAUACUGUGAGUGUUAGCUCAAAUACAGAGAGACUGAUGCAAGUGUCCAAAACCCCCAAGCAGCACUUACCAUCAGGAUCACAAGCCUUGAUCAAGUGGGCAGAAGAGCAAGGCUACAGUCCAGUGACCUCUUACACCAGCACUCCUGUGGCUAACCACUUCAAUAUCCGACUCAGAGAGCCAGAUGUGGUGGAUCCUCUGGAGAGCAUGUUCCCUCCAGAGCUCUCCAUCCUGCGUGACUCCAAUCCUCACCUAAGGGCAGGAACUGCUUCACGGCGCCCAGGACUGCCCUUCCCUUUCCACCCGCCCAUGUCUGACGGCCUGCCGUACCUGACGCUACAUUCCUCUGUCGAUGACCGGCCCUGGGAGAACGGAGAGCCCGAGGAGCAGCAGGGCGUUCUGAGUGUUGGCCUCAGUGUGCAGUGUGAGGAAACAAAGAUGGUGGUCAGCAUCGACAAAGAGAGUCUGCAAGCGAACGGGUUUAUUCAUGCCAACCUCACGCUCCAAGACCCAGAAUGCAAAGCAACAGUGAAUGCCACCCACUACACACUGGAAACUCCUCUGACUGGCUGUCAGACCACCAUAUAUUCCAUGCAGGGUACGGGUACGGCCUUCUACAUCAACUCUGUCUUGAUAAGUCAUGCUGAGACUAAGGAUGGGAGUGGCGGGCCGGUGGAUUAUGAGGAUCUGGAAUCCGGAGACGUGCUGUUCCCGAAGGACCCAGUGGAGUUAGAGAGGACGUUUACAGAGCCCACAGAGCACCAGUCUGUCAUAGUGUUCAAUUGCACGUACAGAAAGAACCAGGAAACCUCAGAAACACUUCCCAGGAUUGUACCGGGACCAGCCAGGCAGCCGGUCAACAACAUGACGUUCAGUAUGGAGCUGUACAAAACGCUGCCGUCCAGCAACCCCUCACGCCAGGCCUUCCACACUGUUUCACAAAAUCAACAAGUCUUUGUGGAGGUCACAUCAACCGCAUCAGAUCCAGAUCUGGGGUUCACCAUCAUAUCAUGCUUCAUUUCUCCGAACUCCAACCCCAACGUGGCCUCAAACUACACUCUCAUUGAGACAGUCUGCCCCAUGGAUGACUCUGUCUUCCCUGUCCCUCACACACAGAUUGAUAGGAAAAGUUUCAGCUUCAACUUCAGCUCAAAGUUUAACAUGUCCCUGCUUUUCCUGCACUGUGAGAUGACUCUGUGCACCAAGAAAUCUCACAUCAACCACAGACUACCGCCGUGCUUACAGCCCAGCGAGUCCUGUGAUUCUCUUAAUGCGGACAACAUCGUCAUGAUGAUGAUGAACAAAAAGACGUCUACUAUGCCGCUGGUUGUGGUGGACAACUUUGUUAUACCAGACUUGACAGUUAUUCCUCCGCAUGAAACACCAGAACCCACAGAGGAUCCUCCUAAUUACGGGACAAUGUACGUGCUGGACACUCCAACAGUGGUGGGGAUCGCCUUUGCGGCCUUUGUGAUUGGGGCUCUGUUGACUGGAGCCCUGUGGUUUAUCUACUCUCACACAGGUGAGACAGCUGGCACCCAGCGGGUCCAGAAUUCUCAACCCGCCUCUGAGAACAGCAGCGCGGCCCACAGUAUCGGCAGCACACAGAGCACGCCCUGCUCCAGCAGCAGCACGGCGUAGCCCAGGACACACAUUGGCGGGACACACAAGCCCGGCUGUGGCACAGGAAGGGCCUGGCGGGUUCACAGGGACCGGUUUGUUGAUUUCCUUCCAUGAAAGGAAUUAUUUUUGGGCAUGCGAUAGGAAGGAAAAAAAAUCUGAAUUUAAAAAAGAAGAAAAAACACAAUAACACCCUUAGUUCUUGUGUAAGUCCCUUUGUGCCACUUCAAGUGUGUGUGCAGACAAGUAUACUGUCCUGGUGUUAUUGGUGUGUAACAGUUCUGAGACCCAACUUGGCAGCCGCACCUCAUAUCUAGUACAAAAAAGUACAAGAAACAAAUGUGAGUUUAUACCAGGCAUUUCUUUCUAAUCCAAAUGCUGCUUUUUUUCUGAUGACAACAGAGCCUUUUGUUUUGACCUUAAAUGGUUUGAUUUUCGGCUGUUUCGAACAAGCAGGUGAACAGCGGUGAUGUCAGUAUUUGUAAGUGAGAUGUCGACGGCUGGGCUGUUACACGUUACUUUAGGACAUGUAACCAUUAAGGUGGCAAAGGAGCAAAGCAACCACUAUUAACAAGCGGACAAAAGUGCAGUAUGAACAGAAGUCAUCAUCUUGACCCAAAGAGAGAUCAUGGCUUUUAAAAGAUGCGAGACAGUGUAGGUAUUGAAUGUAUACAGAAGAGUAAACGCCAAAAAAUGUGAAAGAAAAAUGUGAAAGACAUGCUGAUAAAAUUCCACAUUUGAUAAUGUACUAAUUUCACUCAUUCUUCCCUCAUAAUGGAUUUAUAGACACAGGCAGGUAAAACAUAUUUUACCAGUGCUUUCUAUACACACUUUAUAGAAAUGCAUUUCAGUAGAUGGGGGUCUGAGUUUCAAUUUCAUAGAUACAUAACUUCACAGGGGCAUUAUGGGUUCCCUUUUAUUAGUUGUUGUUAUGGAAUAGGUCGACAUUUUGGGAAAUGCGAUGAUUUUUUUUUUUAUCCAACAGAAGAUCGAUACCUCUCUCCUGUUUUUGCGUUAGUUACGUAGCUCAAUACAGGGGGUGAUUAGCCUAGCUUAGCAUGAAGAUUGCAAGCAAAGGGAAAACAGAGAUAGUUCAACAUUUUUAAGAAAAAUAUACAGAAUGAAAAAACACUGUAAAACUCCUAAUUGUCAUUUUAAAUAUCUGCCUGUGCCAAGUUGAAGAAACAUCUUAGUUAGUUAGUUAGUUAGUUAGUUAGUUAGUUAGUUAGUUAGUUAGUUAGUUCGUUAGUUAGUUAGUGAGCUUUAGAUGUACUGCUCACUAAGUGUAUUUUAUUUUGCAUGGCCAGGCUAGCUCGUUUUUUAUGCUAAGGUAAGUUUAUAAAACCUAAAAAAUACACCUGCCAACACCACUGAAAGGCAUUAAUUCACACACGUCUGUUGAACCUGCACGCAAACUGAAAAGUAAAAACAUCAUUGUGGUGUUUCAGGGGAUGUUUCGUACAGUUGUUUUUCUUGAAAACGCUAAGCUAGGCUAACCCCCUCCCGGCUCCAGCGCCAUACUUAACACACAGACAUGAGAGUGGGUUUGAUCUUCUCAUAAUCAUCUUUCCUAAAACUAUUCGUUUAAGAUGUGUAUAUUUUUGUAAAUAUUGUAAAUACUCCAAAAUGUCAUGAGGCAGAGCGUGGAAAUUUAUGUUUUUGUACUUCUACCAUGUCAUAUUUUAAAAGUUACAAAAUACACACUAAUGUGUUUAAUGACAAAAUCAACAGGGUGUUAUUUCAAGACACAAAUUUCUAAUCAUGUCUUAGCAUAGUUGACGUAGUUUAGGUCCCACUGUCUGUCAGACAGAGCACAAGAAAGAGUACUUUUGUUAUUUUAUAAAGCCAAUUGUACAGUGAAUUGAAUUUCCUUGUCACGGUUUGUAGAAAUCUUGGCACUGACAGUGUGUCAAAUAAGCUGUAGCUCAAGCUCCGUGUUAUGGACAUACAUAUUCAGGUGUUCCUCAAACUGCGACACCACGUCUACCCCCACCGUCUCCGAAUAAUAUGAAUGUUUGCUCCCGUGCCUUCCUUUUAUUAACCUGUAUGUGUUUUCUAUCAGACUGUGUGUGGGACUAACUGGGAAAUUCGAGAAAGGAGGUUUCCCUGUAACGAUUUAACCAAGUCUCUGGUGAAGAGUAACAAGAAAAAACAGAAUGUAUGUUAUCUCAAAGCUUUUUAUUUUCUUUUCAUUUCAUAUGUAAACAUGUAUAAAACUUUCUACAGAGGGAACAGAGUAUAAAUAUAUAUAUUUGUGUAUAAAAUUAUAUUUUGGAAUAUAUUUACCGAGAGAAAAUUUAUCUUCUAUGUGUGUAAGACUGUGAAUUGUGGAUGUGCUCAUACAUAACACACGUUUGUUGGGGAUUGGUUUAUAUUAUUCAUAAAAGCCUCAUGGCAUGUUUUAUGACACUUGACCAAUGAAAAUUUGUAUUACAAAAAUUAUUAAGCCCCUUUCUUUUUAAAUAACACUUUGAGUUUGUUUUAUUCACUAAUAAAAGUGAAAAGUUACAAUUUCCUCACAAAAUUUGAAAAUAUGUACGCCAAAACAAAAAAUUCUAGUUUUAUAUGUCAGUUUUUUAUUAAAUAAUGAGUCAUAAAACAUGUUAUGAGUUUGUAAUGAAUACCACAUUUAAAUACUUUUCAAACAAAGCAGAUUAUUUCUUCUGUACAUGGAAGAAAUACGUCCAAAACUCCUGUGUUUUGUUUAAACGUUACUAUAGUUUCGAUCGAAUCUUUUAUUUUCCCACUUGGCAAUGAUGACUCAUUACUGAAGCUGUUGCAUAUUAAUACUACUUUGUAUGAAUUGUGUGUUUACUAAAAUAUUUUCAUAUGACGGAAAUAAAUUUAUAUGUUAAAUUUAUAUAUUUGAAUCAGUAUCUUAAAUUUGAGUUUCAUAUCUUUGAAGAUAAGCUGUAACGAUGACUAUUAAACUUUGUUUUUUAUCAUGAUAUUAGUUAGAUUCAGUUGUUGCCACAGAACAAAACCCAGAUCCCCAAUGUGUUUUGUUCCUCCUAUUGCCAUGAGCAAUGACAGUUGUCCCCUUAAAAUGAAAAAAGAAAUGACUUCAAUGCUAAACCACUAAUGGCAGCGGUUAAACCAAAUUUGAAAUAAAGUGGAAUAAAUAUUAAAUGUGCAAACAUUCAGUUAAAAUGAAGAAAAUCCAACAUUUUCUUAGUUUGUUUCUGGAAACUCAACUGGUUUCACAUGAGAAGUCCUUUUUUAAAUUACAUUAGAUCCGCUUGGGUUUUGGGGCAACAUUAGAACUUGUUUAAAGCCAGCAGUGUCUCAGUUAACUCAGCUACACAGUAAAUACACAGCAAUGAUAUGUUGUGCACUGUUAUUGUGAACAACAACACUGUAUCCCUCUGUACUGAAUACAGAGCAGACUCAGAGAGCAAUCCAUGUCUUACAGAGUGGUAAUAUAAUCAGCGGUCAUUGUGGGAUUAAGGCUCUCUGACAUUCCUGCAGUUUUGUGGUUUCUGUUAUCGACCGUGGCAAAUCCAUCUCCCCAUAUGUAAUUACCCUACCACCCCCCCACCUCCCCACCC
Seriola dumerili (greater amberjack) is the source of this 6373-nucleotide messenger RNA. RefSeq names its product transforming growth factor beta receptor 3 (gene tgfbr3). NCBI's taxonomy places the organism in Eukaryota, Metazoa, Chordata, Actinopteri, Carangiformes, Carangidae. The transcript is spliced from 17 exons. The record is from RefSeq and is a predicted model, not a curated record. Bases 318 to 2846 code for a protein of 842 amino acids.